This is a messenger RNA of Capsicum annuum, 1734 nucleotides long. Its product is annotated as E3 ubiquitin-protein ligase RNF185-like. Gene Ontology annotation, cellular component: endoplasmic reticulum. The record is from RefSeq and is a predicted model, not a curated record. Gene Ontology annotation, molecular function: ubiquitin protein ligase activity; metal ion binding; ubiquitin-like protein conjugating enzyme binding. Bases 863 to 1522 code for a protein of 219 amino acids. Gene Ontology annotation, biological process: ubiquitin-dependent protein catabolic process. The transcript has 2 exons. Lineage: Eukaryota; Viridiplantae; Streptophyta; Magnoliopsida; Solanales; Solanaceae.
CUGGAGUUGAUAAAAUAAUGAGGCCCAAAUAAAAAAGAGAGCUGAAGUUAGCCGAAAGCCCCUGGAAGCUUCCCAUGCCGUGUCCUAAAUGUUCUCCUUAGGGAGCUUCAAUACAAGAUUUACGUCGAAUUCAAAGUAUGUAGAAAGCCCUAGAAUCUUCCUUUGGAACAAUCCUUAUAUACAUAUAUAUUAUUAAUAGUAUCAGAGAUCAGCAGAAUAAUUACAAUUUGAAAUCGUCAACAUCCGUUCCCCAUUAUCAUUCUUCCUCAUCCAAACAGGUUACAAUGGUUGAGCAUCAGCCAAUAGAAAAGCGUCACUCAAGCUGUAAAGUACCACAUCCAAUGAACGUUGUCCACGUAGCAAUGCCGGUCGUGAUGCCAACCAAUAUACCUCUGUCUCACCAGACCAUUUGUACGAUAGUAUCUGGCGUAUCUGUUCUUUCUGUCCUUUUGCCACGCCACUGGGACAAGAGCCCUUCUUUAUUCGUCGGAUCUCAAACUUUCAUCGAUCACCCGCUUUAUGCUAGGGACUGGUGAUUCCGGAUUAUUUUAAGGAGUCCCCUAAAUAUGUCAUCGGUAUCAGGAUAUCUCUCCAAACACCUUCCUUGAAAGUUGUCCGAUGGUGCCUUGCAUCUAUCCCCUCAUGCCGCCACGUAUUCUAACAGAUUCUAUCCCAUACAUGCCAUUUGAUUGGUUUCUCUGGAUCAUGCUAUCACAUUCAUAGUGCCUUUGGACCAUCUUUUCGUUUUUAAGUUUGUCAUGUGUAUGUGUAAGGACCGUUGGUUGCUAAUAUUGUAAUCAAAUUUAUUGCAAUUGGCAGGUGAAGUGCAUUUCUGUGUGCUAAUUGAGACAUUGAGUGAAAUAUGCAGAAGUCAACUGCUACGGCAUUUGAGAAUUCUUCGUCCUCGGGGAAUGGCAGCAAUGAUGCUGGUGAUUUUGAAUGCAACAUCUGCUUUGAAUUGGCCCAAGACCCUAUUGUGACCCUCUGUGGUCACCUCUACUGUUGGCCAUGUCUUUAUAGAUGGCUAAGGCUUCACUCUCAAUCCCAUGAGUGCCCUGUUUGUAAGGCCCUUAUACAAGAGGAGAAGUUAGUUCCUCUUUAUGGAAGAGGGAGGACGUCAACUGAUCCCAGAUCAAAACCAGUACCUGGAGUUGAAAUUCCUAGAAGGCCAGCAGGGCAAAGACCUGAAACGGCUCCUCCACCAGAAUCAAAUACUUUUCCUAAUUCCGGGUUUGGCCUUAUGGGAGGACUUUUUCCAGGAGCAACUGCAAGUUUUGGUAACUUUACAAUGUCUGCUGGUUUCGGUGGAUUUAUCCCAUCCUUGCUCAGUUUUCAGUUUCAUGGAUUCCCUGGUCCAACUGCCUUUGGUACAACGCCAAAUUACCAGUAUGGGUAUCCUCCUGCCUAUCAUGGGGCGAAUGUUCAGAAUGCUGCACACCCGUCCCAAGGACAGGCAGACAAUAAUCUGAAGUUCAUGUUCUUGCUUGUUGGAUUUCUUGUAUUCCUAUAUUUGUUUGGUUAGUGAAUGGACUUUCCCCUUAGGCAGCUGUUGCCUGAAUCUUACUUGUAGGUAAUCAUUCUUAACGGUUGUAAAUAUGUCGAAUUCUUACACCUGAAGUUGCAACAUAGAGAUGAACUGAUGUGAUUAGUAGAGUUUGCACGUAGCUUCUUUCAUGUAACAUGUUUAUUUUCUCCUUCGCAUGCAUGUUAUAUGAGUAUGACACCUUGCCGUAA